Molecule: messenger RNA, 2616 nt
Organism: Elgaria multicarinata webbii
Lineage: Eukaryota; Metazoa; Chordata; Lepidosauria; Squamata; Anguidae
Gene: GPR37L1
Product: G protein-coupled receptor 37 like 1
Exons: 2
Coding region: 424-2001 (525 amino acids)
Biological process (GO): positive regulation of MAPK cascade; adenylate cyclase-inhibiting G protein-coupled receptor signaling pathway
Cellular component (GO): plasma membrane; signaling receptor complex
Molecular function (GO): G protein-coupled peptide receptor activity
Source: RefSeq, a predicted model, not a curated record
UGCUGAGGCAGGCCGUUCCUUUCGGCUAUUCCGUCUCUUCCUACUGGCUCCACUAAUGUUGGGGUUUUGAUCUUUUUCCCAGCGGCCCGCAGCCAUUGUGGUUUGGCCACCAGGGGGCCUGUGGCCCAACAAAGGAUGACUGGAGUGAAUUACUGGGGGAAACGGUUUUUAUCCUGCCCAAAGAUCUGAGGGAAUGCAGAACAGAAGUGACGCCGAUAGAGGCAGACUGAAGCCCCUCUCUGCCUUGGCUCGAUCCUCGCGGAGGCUUCAGGAGACCCACCGCCCGCCCCUCGCCAUACUCCAGGUCCAAGUGCGGGGGCUUUCUCCCCCUUUCCUCACAGCUUGCAGUGCCAUCUCCAUUCACUUGGUGAGUCGCUUUCUUUCUCGUGCCUCUUUUCCCCCCCAUCUGUGCAAAAAAGAAGAAUGUCUUUGCCUUGGACAAUUGUGCUUUGGCUGGUUUUCCUGCAGCCUCUGGAGUCCACAGUGAAGGAAGGGGCUGCCCUGUUUAGCAGAGAGCCCAGGAAGGAGCAAAGGGCAGGAGAGGGUCACUUAAGAAGGUACGUCGUCUCCAAAGAUGCACCGUUGGAGACACUUGGAGAACUCGGCCGGGUGGGGAGGUCGGGGUCUGUUGGCAAUGACAGGGGACGACAGUUCUCAGAAGACCAGUUGAGGUGGAGAAGGGCCCGCAGGGGGACGAAGGAUGACAGCUCCAAGCCGGCCCAACAGUACAUUCCAGGAGUGAAAGUGGAGUAUCCUCGGCCCGUGAACCCUGCCAGCCUACGGCCAACCAAGGCCCUGGUGCCGUCCAGCACAGAUCCAUCGGAACACCACCAAAGGAGCCCGGGGGUCCACGGGGGCACAGAGCCCCAGGACAAUAUGACGGUGGCAUUGGGAAAGCGCCCUCAGAUCCAGAACCCUCUGUACCCGGUGACAGAGAGCUCCUACAGUGCCUAUGCGGUCAUGUUCUUGUCCCUCAUUGUCUUUGCCGUGGGCAUCAUUGGGAACCUCUCUGUGAUGUGCAUCGUCUGGCACAACUACUACAUGAAAAGCGCCUGGAACUCCAUCUUGGCCAGCCUAGCCUUCUGGGACUUCCUCAUCCUCUUCUUCUGCCUGCCAGUGGUCAUCUUCAAUGAGAUCACCAAGAAGAGGCUGCUGGGGAACAUCUCCUGCCGCGUUGUGCCCUUCAUGGAGGUGUCUUCCUUGGGAGUAACCACCUUCAGCCUCUGUGCCUUGGGCAUCGACCGAUUCCACGCAGCUACCAGCCCUCAAGCCAAACUCCGUCCCAUUGAGCACUGCCAUUCUAUCAUUGCCAAGCUGGCUGUCAUCUGGGUGGGUUCCAUGACCCUCUCUACACCAGAGAUCCUCCUCUGGCAGCUGGCACAGGACACCUCCCCAGUCUCCGGCGUCGUGAGCGACUACUGCACCAUGAAACCUUCACAGGAGCUGCCGGAAUCAAUUUACUCGCUAGUCCUCACUUACCAGAAUGCCAGGAUGUGGUGGUACUUUGGAUGCUACUUCUGCUUGCCCAUCCUCUUCACUGUCAGCUGCCAGCUGGUCACUAGGAGGAUCAGCAGCCCAGACAAGUCCGAGUGCCGCAGCGGGAAGCACGGGCAGUGUGAGAGCCAGCUCAACUGCACUGUCAUUGGCCUGACGGUGAUUUACGCGCUCUGCACUAUCCCGGAGAACGUCAGCAAUAUAGUCAUAGCCUACCUGUCUCCUGACAUGGCAAAGCAGACCCUGGACCUGCUAAACCUCGUCAACCAGUUCUUCUUGUUCUUCAAGUGCUCAGUGACUCCGGUGCUGCUGCUGUGCCUCUGCAAACCAUUGGGCCAGGCCUUCAUGGACUGCUGCUGCUGCUGCUGCGAGGAGUGCGGUCAGGAAGCCUCCUCCAGCGACGGCGGCUCCAACAGCAAGCUGAAAACGGAGAUGUCCUCUUCCAUCUUCUUUGACAAGCCUCAGGAGACGCCUCCCCCUGUGGAGCCCAUCGGCACCCCAUGCUGAGCUCCAUCGGCCCAACGGGGGAGCAUUAGCAGUUCUUCCACCAGCUUCUCCCAAGACCAAAAGUCGUCUUCUCUCUCUCUCUCUCUCUCUCUCUUUAGUAUUGAUUGGUGAAGUGGCUGGACAGUGGAGAUGGAACAAGUGUUGCCCAUGUGCUUCUUCCUGCCAACGCCCACUUCAGCAAGAGUGACUUGGUGAUGAAGCCUCACCUCCAUCUCUCUCUCCUCCCUGCUGAAUGUUACGAAGGGUGUGAACAUCUCCAAAACACAAACAAACAAUCCCAGACCCCAGGCAGGAGCAGAGAGGCAGCUCCUGCCCUGAAUGAGGGAGAUGCUGAGGAAGGUUGCACUUGCAGCCCCCUCAAGGACUGACCAAUCACAGUGUUUUAGAGAGGAUAUAGUACAAAUUAACCUAUUCUGCGCUCAUGCAGGAUCUUACUGUCCACUUCUCCACUCCAGCCCCAGAGACAGACUCAUAUACAAGAUAAGCACUAUCCUAGCCUCAAUAAACCAAUACACUAGAUAGAAAAAAAAAGUUUCCUAUGACAACAUUUCUUUUAAAGUGUUUUAGAACAGCUAGUUGUUCUGUAAACAUCUUUCAGGAGCCCAAAGUAUAUCU